GCUGGGGACCCGCGUACUGAGUUGUGAAAUAUGUUUGCGGCUUCGACGCAAGUAUUUAAUUUUGUUUACUUGUACAGUGAAAAGCAGAAAUGGCAGACGGCAACAACACUGACAAAGAUGCAGAGAAUGUGAUACGCAUAAUGGUUGCGACUGACAACCAUUUGGGCUACUGCGAGAAGGACGCUGUGCGUGGUGAGGAUAGUUUCAUUGCAUUUGAGGAAAUACUUCAGAUGGCUGUAGAUGAAGAUGUGGAUAUGAUUCUACUGGGUGGUGAUUUGUUCCACGAUGCAGUUCCUAGUCAAAAUGCAUUCCACAAAUGCAUUGAAUUAUUGAGGCGCUAUACGUUCGGAGAUAAACCAGUCUCCUUGGAGAUAUUAAGUGAUCAGUCGUCUUCAUUCCAUAAUGCUGUCAAUCAAUCGGUGAAUUACGAAGAUCCAAAUCUAAACAUCGCCAUACCAGUCUUCUCCAUACACGGCAAUCAUGACGAUCCAAGUGGCUUUGGACGUCUUAGCUCUUUGGAUUUGUUGAGCACAACAGGACUGGUGAAUUACUUUGGGCGUUGGACAGAUCUUACCAAAGUGGAGAUUAGUCCCAUUCUAAUACGGAAAGGCGAAAGCAAAUUGGGACUCUACGGACUGAGUCAUAUACACGAUGCCCGUUUGGCGCGUCUUUUUAAGGAUUUUCAAGUCGUCAUCAAUGGGCCCAACGAGGUCGACGAAGAAUGGUUUCAUCUGAUGGUCAUUCAUCAGAACCGUGCUGAUCGUGGGCCUAAGAACUACAUUCCCGAGGAGGCAUUACCUUCGUUCUUACAUUUAGUUAUCUGGGGACACGAACACGAUUGUCGAAUCGAUCCAGAGUUAAAUGUGCUGCGCGAUUUCUAUGUAUCCCAGCCUGGAUCAUCAGUGGCCACAUCGUUGUCUGAAGGCGAAGCCAAAAGAAAACAUGUUGGCAUUUUAGAGAUAUACAAAACGAAGUUCCAUCUUACACCUUUGCCACUGAAAACAGUGCGCCCAUUUGUCUUUGAUUCUGUUAUCCUCACAGAUUGGGCAGAUAGACUAAAUUUGGGCGAUGGCGACGCAUCCACGAAAGUAUAUAACUUCGCAAAGGAACGCGUUGAGGCAAUGAUUGAACAAGCCCGUCAAUCCUUAACGGGUCACCCAAAGCAGCCCUUGGAACCUUUGAUACGACUGCGUCUACUUUAUACCGAAGAAUCGCACAUGUUCAACACUAUACGCUUCAGUCAAAUGUUUGUUACACGUGUGGCCAAUCCUUCUGAUGUUGUUAAGUUCGAAAGACUCGUCAAGCGUAUAAAGAGCGAUAAGAUUAGUGUUGACAAAGAAGCGAUGCAACGGGCGAUGGAGGUGGAUAAUACAACGCGGGUCGAGCAGCUGGUGGAUAAUUAUUUCGAGGAAGCCAAAGCAAAGAACCCACUUAAGCUGAUGCACUCGAAAGCAUUGGCGGAAAUCACCUAUCGUUUGGUAGACCACAAGGAUAAUAACGCAGCUGACAAUAUUUUCAAAUAUUACAAUGAAAGAGCUGUUGAGCAUUUAAUGGAAACUUUGCCAGAUGAUGAGAACAUCGAUGAAGAAUUAUCGAAGUUUAGGCACCGCUACAGUGCCGAUGAUAUAUUGAAAGCAUUGGAUACAUCAGGUCCUAGCCGAAAUGUUUCAACGUCUCUAACUAGCUCUACGCUAAAGAUAGAGAAUAAUGCUGACCUAACAGAGUCAAACAUACGUGGAGGAGCACGAGGACGAGGUGCACGUGGACGUGGACGCGGUCGUGCUACAGCAAGCGGUGCUACAACAACCAGUCGACCAACCGAUACAUCAAGUCGCAUUUCGGAUAAACAACAAACUCUACUGGGCGCCGUCAACAGUGGACGCAGUGCCAAGGUUAUGUCCUAUGUAAUAUCUGAUGAUGAUAGCGAUUAAUUCAUAUGCUUGAAGCACAUUUUGAUAUUUUUAUAAAAAAUGGUCUUAAGAAAGAUUAAAUUUUGGUAAUAUUACACAAUGAAAUUAUAAUGUUCAAUUCAAUUCCAGUGAAACGAAAGAACAC
Drosophila nasuta is the source of this 2055-nucleotide messenger RNA. RefSeq names its product double strand break repair nuclease mre11 (gene mre11). The coding region runs from base 90 to 1931 and encodes 613 amino acids. The record is from RefSeq and is a predicted model, not a curated record. Gene Ontology annotation, molecular function: single-stranded DNA endonuclease activity; 3'-5'-DNA exonuclease activity; manganese ion binding. The transcript is spliced from 5 exons. Gene Ontology annotation, biological process: meiotic DNA double-strand break formation; mitotic G2 DNA damage checkpoint signaling; mitochondrial double-strand break repair via homologous recombination. NCBI's taxonomy places the organism in Eukaryota, Metazoa, Arthropoda, Insecta, Diptera, Drosophilidae. Gene Ontology annotation, cellular component: nucleus; site of double-strand break; Mre11 complex.